AUGAAUCUGUUUCGCCUCGUUGCCGACUUGAUGCAUUUGGCGUCCAUUAUCAUAUUACUGUUGAAGAUAAGGCAGUCGCGUUCCUGCGUGGGCAUUUCGUUCAAAUCCCAAUUGCUUUAUUCUAUCGUCUUUUUGACGCGUUAUCUGGACCUUUUCUUCAAGUUCCAUUCACUUUACAACACGUGCAUGAAGAUCUUUUUUAUUUCAUCCUCUCUUUAUAUCCUUUAUCUCAUGAAGUUCAAGUACAAGGCGACCUACGAUGCCAACCUGGACACUUUUCGAAUCGAAUAUCUUUUGGGUGGAUCAGCUGUGAUGGCACUCGUGUUGCCCUAUGAGUAUAGUGUAGUCGAGGUUUUGUGGUCCUUCUCCAUCUGGCUGGAAUCGGUGGCCAUUCUACCCCAGCUCUUUAUGCUACAAAGAACCGGUGAAGCUGAAACGAUUACUACUCAUUACCUUUUCGCCUUGGGUGCUUAUCGUGGCUUGUAUCUGUUGAAUUGGGUGUAUCGAUACAUCACCGAGGAUUAUACAGAUUGGAUUGCUUGGGUUGCUGGUCUCUUACAAACGGCUCUGUACAGCGAUUUCUUUUAUAUUUACUAUACCAGGGUACUCAAGGGUAGAAAGUUUGAGCUACCAAAGUAA
Lichtheimia ornata is the source of this 639-nucleotide messenger RNA. RefSeq lists its product as uncharacterized. Gene Ontology annotation, molecular function: ER lumen protein retrieval receptor activity. The record is from RefSeq and is a predicted model, not a curated record. Gene Ontology annotation, cellular component: endoplasmic reticulum; membrane; cis-Golgi network. Gene Ontology annotation, biological process: endoplasmic reticulum to Golgi vesicle-mediated transport; protein retention in ER lumen. The coding region runs from base 1 to 639 and encodes 212 amino acids. Lineage: Eukaryota; Fungi; Mucoromycota; Mucoromycetes; Mucorales; Lichtheimiaceae. The transcript is spliced from 4 exons.